This is a messenger RNA of Pistacia vera, 1739 nucleotides long. RefSeq names its product sugar transporter ERD6-like 16. Lineage: Eukaryota; Viridiplantae; Streptophyta; Magnoliopsida; Sapindales; Anacardiaceae. Gene Ontology annotation, cellular component: membrane. The transcript has 17 exons. Gene Ontology annotation, molecular function: sugar transmembrane transporter activity. The record is from RefSeq and is a predicted model, not a curated record. Gene Ontology annotation, biological process: carbohydrate transport; transmembrane transport. The coding region runs from base 24 to 1481 and encodes 485 amino acids.
UGUGUGAGAGAGAGAUUGGCGAUAUGGCAAUUGGGCAUUGUAGGGAUGUUGAAAAUGGUGAGAUUGUGAACGGUUUUGAAGAUCUAGAAAAGCCGUUCAUCCAGCCGGGGAAAAUUGUGAGUUAUGAAGAUGAUGAUAAGAAUGAUGAAAGUGGAUCCAUUUGGAUGGUUCUACUUAGCACAUUUGUUGCUGUCUGUGGCUCUUUUGAAUUCGGCUCAUGUGUGGGCUAUUCAGCUCCCACUCAGUCUGCUAUUAGGGAAGAUCUUAAUUUAUCUCUGGCUGAGUUCUCCAUGUUUGGUUCCAUUUUAACAAUUGGAGCAAUGAUUGGUGCUAUAACAAGUGGCCGGGUUGCAGACUUCCUUGGCCGCAAAGGGGCAAUGAGAAUGUCAGCUGUUUUUUGCAUUACUGGAUGGCUAGCUGUUUAUUUCUCUCACGGAGCUUGGUCUCUUGACAUGGGAAGGCUUUUCACAGGAUAUGGAAUUGGAGUCUUCUCUUAUGUGGUUCCGAUAUUUGUCGCUGAGAUAGCUCCGAAGAAUCUCCGUGGAGGACUCACUACAUUGAAUCAGCUCAUGAUUGUUACAGGAUCAUCAGUGUCAUUCUUAAUUGGAACUGUCAUAACCUGGAGACUGCUGGCUCUAAUUGGGCUUAUUCCAUGCAUUUUGCUGCUAGUGGGUAUAUGCUUUGUGCCAGAGUCACCCAGAUGGCUGGCAAAGGUUGGCCUUCCAAAGGAAUCUCAAGUUGCUUUAAGAAAACUUCGUGGCAAAGAUGCUGAUAUUACGCGUGAAGCAGCUGAAAUCCAAGUUUGUAUUCAAACCCUUGAAAGCCUUCCCAAAGCUAGAAUGAUGGAUUUGUUCGACAGCAGAUACAUUCGUUCUGUGAUUAUUGGUGUGGCAUUGAUGGUAUUCCAACAAUUUGUUGGAAUCAAUGGAGUUGGAUUCUAUGCUAGUGAAACCUUUGUUCAAGCUGGGCUCUCUUCAGGAAAAAUUGGCACAAUAGCUUAUGCUUGUGUUCAGGUUCCGAUAACCAUAGUAGGGGCAGUAUUAAUCGACAAGUCUGGAAGACGACCACUUAUAAUGACUUCUGCCACUGGGAUUUUCCUAGGCUGCAUCCUAACUGGAAGUUCCUUCUUUCUUAAGAGCCACAAUUUGUUGCUUGAGUGGGUGCCACUAUUAGCUGUUAGUGGAGUGCUGAUUUAUAUAGCAGCAUUUUCAUUUGGAAUGGGAGCAGUUCCUUGGGUGAUAAUGUCUGAGAUCUUCCCCAUAAAUGUGAAGGGAGUAGCAGGAAGCUUGGUGGUGUUGGUGAAUUGGUUAGGUGCUUGGGCAGUUUCCUAUACUUUCAAUUUUCUCAUGAGCUGGAGUUCCGCGGGCACUUUUUUUGUCUAUUCUGGAUUCUCUGUGAUGACCAUCCUAUUCGUGGCAAAGUUAGUUCCGGAAACGAAGGGAAAAACACUAGAAGAAAUCCAGGCAUGCAUCAACUCAUAGACAAUAACAGAGCUAUAUAUUGAUUGAAUGAUUAGGCUUUUGGAGAAAAUCUUCGAUUGAUCAACGCGAUUUUGGCACAAGAUUUUUGUCAGUUGGUUUCAAUAAUUCAAGCUCAAACACAGCCAGAGGAUGCAAAUGAUCUGAAUUAUGUCAUGUGACAACCAAUGGAGAAUGCAGUAAACAGUGAUCUUCAACUUGUGCCAUUGUUGAUGCAUGAGCUUGUAUACUUGAAUGAGAAAGUAGUUGGCUUUUAUUUUA